Rhizopus microsporus ATCC 52813 is the source of this 1376-nucleotide messenger RNA. Its product is annotated as Prephenate dehydrogenase. Gene Ontology annotation, molecular function: prephenate dehydrogenase (NADP+) activity; prephenate dehydrogenase (NAD+) activity; NAD+ binding. The record is from RefSeq and is a predicted model, not a curated record. Gene Ontology annotation, biological process: L-tyrosine biosynthetic process. Lineage: Eukaryota; Fungi; Mucoromycota; Mucoromycetes; Mucorales; Rhizopodaceae. The coding region runs from base 11 to 1315 and encodes 434 amino acids. The transcript is spliced from 8 exons.
CAACCCUUUAAUGUACGAAAAAGAAAAAGAAACAAUAGAGAUUGGCAUCAUUGGUGCAGGUGGAAUGGGUCGUUUUUAUGCACAACGACUUGCUAAAGCUGGCUGGAAAAAAGUGAACGUAUGCGACUUACCCGAGAAAUAUGAGCAACUAAAGAAAGACUUUGAAGGCACCAAUAUCCAUGUUUUACCUGAUGGUUUUCAUAUUUCUAGAAAAUGUGAUUGGAUUAUGUAUGCAGUUGAAGCAGAAUACAUUGAUUCAGUGGUGAAAACAUUUGGUCCAGCAACAAAGAUGGGAGCUAUCGUGAGCGGUCAGACUUCGGUCAAAAAACCUGAAAUAGAAGCAUUUGAGAAGUAUGUACCAGAAGAUGUUCAUAUUAUUUCCUGUCAUUCAAUGCAUGGUCCAGCUGUGGAUCCAAAAGGACAGCCAUUGAUUGUGAUCAAACACCGUGCAAGCGAAGAGAAAGUUGAACUGGUUCUCAAAAUUCUCUCUUGCUUUGAAUCAAAUAUUGUCCAUCUUAGUGCUGAAGAACAUGACCGUAUCACUGCAGACACACAAGCUGUCACACAUGCUGCAUUCCUAAGUAUGGGCAGUGCCUGGAGAGAAAAUUCACAGUUUCCUUGGCAUAUACCUCACUUUGUUGGAGGCAUAGAAAAUGUAAAAGUCAAUGUAGCCUUGCGUAUCUAUAGUAACAAGUGGCACGUCUAUGCUGGGCUUGCUAUUAUGAAUCCGAUCGCAAAAGUUCAGAUAACACAAUACGCAAAGAGUGUAGCAGACCUAUUCAAGUUGAUGAUUCAAGAAAAGGAACAAGAGUUCCGCGCUAGAAUAAAACAGGCAAGAGAUUUUGUGUUUGGUGGCCUUCAAAAGGACCAUGUACCUAUUUUAUUAGAUGAUCGACUCUUGGAUGAGUUUUCACUUUCAAAGAUUCCCAAAGAAAACCGUCAACGUAAUUCCCAUCUCUCUUUACUUGCCAUGGUUGAUUGUUGGUAUGAGUUAGGCUUAAACCCUUAUGAACACAUGGUCUGUCAAACGCCCUUGUUUCGACUUUGGAUGGGAAUAACAGAAUAUCUAUUUCGUAAUCCAGCCAUGCUUGAAGAAGCAAUUCAAGCAGCAUUGUAUCGUAAAGAGAUUAGAUCAGAUGAUAUGGAGUUUGUGACAUGCGCUAGAGGCUGGGCAGAAGCAGUAUCACUAGGAAGUAUGGAAGGCUAUCAAAAACGAUUUGAGCAAACAGCCGACUUCUUUAGAGAUCAGUUUGCUGAAAGUACCAUUGUUGGUAAUAGAAUGAUUGCGAUGAUAUCAAAAAAUAUGUCUCAGUAAUAAUAAUAAUAAUAAAAAAGACACUGAUAAAUACAUUGGGUUUUAGUUUCAUUGAUAUAUG